CUCAUAUAAAAGUUCCAUCGCAGCAGCGCCUGCCAGGACGCCCUGCGAAGGCGGGCGGGCGUGGAAUCGGGCAUGGCGAUCAAUGCUCUCGCCUCAGGGCUGCCGCUGCUGCUUCUCACGCUCAUCUUCCAGCUCCAGCUCCGAUGCGGCUCCUCGGGAAUCACAAGCCCUUACCGGCGGAGGCUCCAAGCCUCGGAGGAUUUGCCCGUCGGCAGCGAAUUUCUGCGACCUCCUGAUCUAGCAGGCUGUGGAAAUGCGCCAGAACAGGUCCACAUAACGCAAGGGAGUGUUACUGCGGAUUCCAUGAUCGUUUCCUGGGUUACUCCGUCGCAACCUGGAUCAUUGGCUGUAACGUUUGGAAACGAGACCGCAAAGUACUCGAGAACGGCGACUGGAAACAUCACAAGAUAUAAGUACGCGAACUACACAUCUGGCUACAUCCACCAUGUGAAGCUCACUAAUCUCGAGUAUGCUACGAAGUAUUACUACAGACUCGGUGACGGAGAAUGCGCUCGAGAAUUCUGGUUCGUCACGCCACCGAAAUCUGGCCCCGACGUUGCGUACACAUUUGGCGUCAUAGGAGAUCUCGGACAGACGUAUGACUCCCUCAACACCUUUCAGCACUACUUAAACAGCAGCGGACAGACUGUUCUCUACGUCGGAGACCUCUCAUACGCCGAUCAUUAUCCCUUGGGCGACAAUACUCGCUGGGACACUUGGGGUCGAUUGGUGGAGCCGAGCACCGCGUAUCAACCUUGGAUCUGGACGGCAGGAAACCACGAGCUAGACUACCGUCCAGAAUUUAGCGAGGUGGUACCAUUCAAGCCGUAUCUUCAUCGCUAUCAAACACCCCAUCGUUCAUCAAAGAGUACAUCGCAGCUCUGGUAUUCGAUCAACAGGGCGUCAGCGCACAUCAUCGUGCUGUCUUCAUACUCCGCAUAUGGGAAAUAUACCCCGCAGUGGGCAUGGCUGCAGAAUGACCUCCAGAAUAUAAACAGGAAGAAAACCCCGUGGGUGAUUGUUUUGAUGCAUUCCCCGUGGUACAACAGUAACAUGUAUCACUACAUGGAGGGCGAAACGAUGCGUGUGCAAUUCGAAGCAUGGCUUGUGCAAUACAAAGUCGACAUUGUGUUUGCCGGGCACGUUCAUGCAUACGAACGGAGUCACCGCGUCUCUAAUAUCGAGUACAACGUUGUCAACGGCCAAUGCUCUCCAUCUCGCAACGAGUCUGCGCCUGUCUACAUAACAGUCGGCGAUGGAGGAAACAUAGAAGGGCUCGCUGGAAACUUCACGCAACCGCAGCCAAACUACUCGGCAUAUCGCGAGGCGAGUUUUGGUCACGCAAUGCUCGAGAUCAAAAACAGGACGCAUGCGUUCUACUAUUGGCACCGUAACCAGGACGGAGAGGCUGUAAAAAGCGAUUCGACUUGGCUUACAAACAGGCAUAAUUAUGUGAAAGAGAAGCGGUCGUUGCCAAGAAGAAGGCUGCCACUGUGAAGAAAGGACGGGGACUUUAGUUUUUUUCUCAAGGCAAGAGAACUGCAACUUUUUUUUUUGGAAAUUUCUGUUCUUAACUCUCAGAUUGAGCCUUAUUGAGGGAUUCCAUGCAAGCAAAAGCACCAACUAAACUACUUCCUCCCGAGUUUUGCAGCUUCAAGUUAUUGGGAGAAGGUUUUGAGCACCACCUGCGGUUGGGAAAGCCUUUCAGAUACAUUUUAAAGUACAUCGAACAGCAACCUCCCAAAUGGAGACCAUAAUAGCAUGCCAAAAAUAGAUUGCAAUACUGCUUAAUUUAACCAA
Messenger RNA from Selaginella moellendorffii, 1800 nucleotides. RefSeq names its product purple acid phosphatase 2. Lineage: Eukaryota; Viridiplantae; Streptophyta; Lycopodiopsida; Selaginellales; Selaginellaceae. Gene Ontology annotation, molecular function: acid phosphatase activity; protein binding; metal ion binding. The transcript has 10 exons. The coding region runs from base 73 to 1497 and encodes 474 amino acids. The record is from RefSeq and is a predicted model, not a curated record.